AUGGCCGGUCUUGACGCGUUCUUCCGGCCCGUGCCGCUUUUCAGCGCCGCCGCGCUCCUCCGCGUGGCGAUGCUGUACUACGGCCAGUGGCAGGAUGCCAACUCCGCCGUCAAGUACACUGACAUUGACUAUCUGGUCUUCACCGAUGCCGCCCGCUUCACUGCUCAAGGGCGCUCGCCCUACGACCGCGAAACCUACCGGUACACGCCACUUCUAGCGUGGAUCCUCGUGCCUACGGCGUGGCAGGGAUGGUUCGCAUUCGGCAAGGUUAUUUUUGCAGUCGCCGACUUGUUGGCUGGGUUCUUGAUUGUACGCAUCCUCGAGAGACGCGGCGUGGCGGUGGGAAGAGCGUUGAAGUUCGCCAGUAUCUGGCUGCUGAACCCAAUGGUCGCAACGAUCAGCACCCGUGGAAGCUCCGAGGGACUCCUGGGCGUAUUGGUCAUGGCGCUGCUCUGGGCCGUGCUGGGGAGACGAACCACGCUGGCUGGGCUGCUUCUUGGCUUCGGGGUUCACUUCAAGAUAUAUCCUUUCAUCUAUGCGCCGGCCAUUGUGUGGUGGAUGGAUGAGGAGAUGCUCGGCCGAAAGGGGGCAGGUUCCGUUCAGGGUCAAACAAUCGGUGAAGCCAUGGUCAAGUUCGUCAACGCCGAGAGAGUCAAGCUGGCGGUCAUCAGUCUUGCGACCUUCAUGGGUCUCAACAUUGCCAUGUUUUCCAUCUAUGGCACGCCAUUCUUGGUGCAGACUUACUUCCACCACGUCACCAGAAUCGAUCACAGGCACAACUUCAGUCCUUACAACGUCUUGUUGUAUCUGACGUCCGCUUUCCCAUCCACAGCUACUAUUCGAAUCGAAUCCGUCGCAUUUCUCCCCCAGAUCCUGCUAUCGACGAUGCUCAUUCCGUUCGGUCUAGCCAAGAAGGACCUUGCUACCUCAAUGAUGGCGCAGACGUUUGCUUUUGUGACCUUUAACAAGUACUUCUUGUGGUACAUGGUCUUCCUGCCCAUAUACCUGCCCGGCUCAACGUUCUUGAAGAGUCCGAAGCUCGGGGCUACUGCCUUGGCGCUGUGGAUUACGUCUCAGGCUGCUUGGCUUCAACAGGGCUUCAAUCUGGAGUUCUUGGGCAUCAGUACCUUCUUUCCAGGCUUGUUCGCGUCGUCCAUAGGAUUCUUCCUCGUGAACUGUUGGAUUCUUGGUAUCAUGGCCACACAGCCAGCACUCAAGCUGCGCGCGCAACCGCUGCGCCCUUCUCCGCGGAUUCAAGACCACCAAGUCGCAAUGUGGCUCUUGGAGACUGACGGCAGUGUCUUUGGAGGUGCAUCUCAAUUUACCCCACUACUUGUGAAAGAAGCAGCUGACGCGAUUGAUGUUCAGGGCGACGACUUUGGCUACGGCCGGGCAAACGAUAUCUCUUCGGCCGGACGGAUUCAGAACCAACAUCUCUCGCGCCGUUCGACAAUAGUAAUCGAAGAUUUGGGCACCAAGACCGGAACGACUGUAGACGGACAUAAAUACAAGGGCGAGAAGCAUGUGGUGGCCGCUGCUUCGGCAGAGAUUAAGAUGGGUGGCUGUCCUGACAUGUUUCGCCUGACCUGGCAACCUGUGGUCCUCACUUUCAGCUUCUCGAGCCGAGAAAUGCAGUCCGACCCCUUUUCACGAUUGCGUGUCGACCUAGAGCAGCUUGAUGUCAAGCUGUUGGCGGAUUAUAACACUCAGCACACGACACACGUAGUCACGAAGAAGCGCAACACUUCCAAAGGACUUCAGGCCCUGAUUAACGGAAGGUACAUCGUGGCCGACUCCUUCGUCGAUGCCAUUGUCGCAGCAGCGACACCCCCCGAAGACGACGACAUCACUGCGUCCUCUGUUUUAGAAACAGAUUUUGACGGAAACUGGCCAGAUCCGCUUAAGCAUCUGCCUCCACGCGGCGGCGAGCCAGUUGAACGGCCCCCAGCUGCGUAUGCGCCGGACGAGGUCCGUUUGGAAAUUUUCGAGGGGUACACCUUCAUUUUCUACGACAGGGGACAGUUUGACAAUCUUUUGGCACCGAUCACCAAUGGCAAGGGCAAGGCCCUAUACACCAAGGUCGAUCCAAAGUCAACAACGGUCGACGACUUUGUUCUCUAUGUCAAAACGGAAGCUGGCGAGAAAGGUCUUGGCUCAUUUGAGGUUGGCAGCGAAGGACGAGGUGUUGUAGUCGUCCGCUUCGUACCGAAUAAGGGCGACGCUAUGGACUGGUAUGCUGACUUCUUCACUCAAGUGUCCCUUCGGCUUGAUCACAGACCCAUCGAACAGAAUGAGUUCCUUGAGGCCAUUCUCAUCAAAGAUGCCAGCAUAUUGCGCCGGCCUUUGGAGAUGGAGCCAACUCAGGGUCCGGCAAGCACAGCACCACAACAGGACCUGGCAGGGGUUGAGCCCACUUCGAUGGAUGUAGAUCAGUCGACGACCUCACAGAAUACGCCUCAAGAGUCUUCAUCCGCGCCUAAGCCUGCUGCUGUCAGAAGUCGGGUACGGAGGGCACCGACAAGACGUUUUGCUGGAUUUGAUGAUGAUGAUGACGAGGAGGUUGCCUUCACUCCUCCGGUGACUGAAAGCAAAUCUGUUGACGCUGAAGCUGAGGAAGAGGGAUUAUUUGUUUCGCAAGACGCGCAUGCGUCAAAUGAGGUAGCCGAAUCCUUGCCCGAUACGAAUAGGCGGUCCCAAAGGAAACGCCCUGCGGCACAGGAUGAUGACAUUGAGGAUAUUAUCCCAACAGCUGCUGCAGUCAAACGGCGGAGGAUUGCGGCCGGAGAAGAGCCCAUUCCACGUAACCAAUCACCCGAGCCUCCGAAAGCAGUCGCAAGUAAGGUCAAGAAGGUGAAGAAAGAGAUUGACGUCCUCGAUGUUGCCCGUCGGCAGAGAGAGGAGAUGGAGGCUCGUGCCAAGGCAGAAAAGGAAGAUUUGGCCAAUCUGCCCGACGACGUUGAUCUGGAGGAGAUUCGUCGGCUGCACAUCGUCGAGGAGAUGCCGCUACGACAAUCAUCAGCCAACAGAGGUCAGGAUAAAGAUGCCGAGAACGACAGGUGGGAUCCGCGCUGGAACGGGAGGAAAAAUUUCAAGCGCUUCAAGCCGCGGGGGGAGCUCACGGGACGGCCUCCACAGAAAGUAAUCGUCUCUUUGACGCAAGUCAAGACCAAGGAAUUUGGUAUUGGGGACGAUUACUGGCUGGAGGACGACAGCCAGCGCAAGAAAAAGGGCAACGAGAGUCAGAAGAGCGGCAUGCUCCAGGAUGAGCCUGCUACUCCGCCGCCGCCGUCUGCGUCUCGACCUGCGUCACGGCCACAGCGCAUCGUCUUGAGCGACGACAGCGAGGAUGACGAAGCCAUGCCCGACACCCAGGCCGAGCCCGAACCCGAACCUGAACCGACACCGGCGUUGCGGUCGAGGAGUACCCGCGCGACGACGGCAACUCAGUCGCAGAAUACGUCGCAGAGUCAGUCGACGAGACAGACUCGUGGGAAGAGGGCAGCACCAGCCCCAGCAAAGGAGCCACCGGCGAAGAAGCCGCGGGCCACGCGAACAGUCAUCGAAGUUGCCGAUAGUGACGACAGCGAAGAUGAGCUCCAGUUCAAGUUUGGCCGGCGGCGUUGA
Molecule: messenger RNA, 3624 nt
Organism: Colletotrichum orchidophilum
Lineage: Eukaryota; Fungi; Ascomycota; Sordariomycetes; Glomerellales; Glomerellaceae
Product: FHA domain-containing protein
Exons: 6
Coding region: 1-3624 (1207 amino acids)
Biological process (GO): GPI anchor biosynthetic process
Cellular component (GO): glycosylphosphatidylinositol-mannosyltransferase I complex; membrane
Molecular function (GO): GPI mannosyltransferase activity; alpha-1,4-mannosyltransferase activity
Source: RefSeq, a predicted model, not a curated record